Messenger RNA from Cuscuta europaea, 890 nucleotides. The record is from the annotation of a GenBank genome assembly. NCBI's taxonomy places the organism in Eukaryota, Viridiplantae, Streptophyta, Magnoliopsida, Solanales, Convolvulaceae.
ACAAUCUUCUAUUAUUAAUCCCUUCUAUCGGUUAUUUUAAAUUAAUACCAAUUAAGGGGUAAACCUACUCCAAACGGUCUGUUAACCUGCAGUCCAUUUAUCAGCCGGUAAUUAAAAAUCACGUGAUUGCACGUGAUGAAUCUUUUAUGUUAGCAAAGGCCACAGACGAUGGAGAAAGCUUAAGGAGAAUAAGGACGAAGGAGAACAACCAAAGCAGCAACCCUCGCGACCUUGCGUGGAAGAAUCUGAGUAAGGAGCGAAGUACACAAACGAAAACAAUCCUCAUGAGGUCCGUCAGUGGGUCAUCUUCUUGGACAUGUAACUCGAUUACGCGUAAUUGCAAUCACAACAUACAAGCGAACUUAAGAACGGUGAAGAAAGGGCGAAAUCUGGGGAGAAAAUUCUUUGGAUGCUCACUUUGUCCUAAUGCAGAUUGUAGGUACUUUGAAUGGUACAAUGACAAUGAGGUGGAGUGUCAUGAUGAAUACAAACUGAUGGACAAAGACAUAGUCAUUGAAAGGUUGUUGGCAGAGAACAAGUUCUUGGAAGAAAAACUGCAAAAGAUAAAGAACAAGAAAAAGAAGAUGUGUGUUCUGAUAACUGAAAUGCAGAUGAAGGCUUCCAAAAGUGCUAAAGGAGAAAGAGCUGCUAUUAUGGUUGUACUUGUAUCUUGGAUAGUGUUUGCUAUUCUAAGUUAUUUGAUGUGAAAUGUAUUUGAGUAAACUUUGUAGUCAUGUACUUUUUGAGGUUGUAUCUUAGGUCUUGUAAGUUAUCUUAUAUGUUUGGAAGUUGGAAUGUAACAGUCAAGAAGUUUACAAGUUGAAAUGUAACAGUCAUUCUAUCUUUGCACUACUUUUGAAGAAGUGUAAAUUGUAUGCUACUAUUCUGCC